This is a messenger RNA of Closterium sp. Yama58-4, 1131 nucleotides long. The record is from the annotation of a GenBank genome assembly. Lineage: Eukaryota; Viridiplantae; Streptophyta; Zygnematophyceae; Desmidiales; Closteriaceae.
AUGCGCCUUCCCGCCGCCCGCUUCCCCUUUCCCGCCGCCCGAUGCGCAUUCCCGCCGCCCGAUCCCCUUUUCCCGCCGCCUCCCUUUUCCCCUGUCCGUCGCCCGAGCCCUUCCUUCUCUCCUUCCAUCCCUUCUCUCCUUCUCCCUUCUCUCCCUUCCAUCCCUUCUCUCCCUUCCCUCCCUUCUCUCCCUUCCAUCCCUUCUCUCCCUUCCCUCCCUUCUCUCCCUUCCAUCCCUUCUCUCCCUUCCCUCCCUUCUCUCCCUUCCAUCCCUUCUCUCCCUUCCCUCCCUUCUCUCCCUUCCCUCCCUUCUCUCCCUUCCCUCCCUUCCCUCCUUUCCCUCCAAUCCCUCCCUUCUCUCCAGUCUCUCCCUUCCCUCCCUGUCUCCCUUCCCUCGCUUCCCUCCCUUCCCUCCCUUCUUCCCUGCUCUCCCAUCUCUCCUUUCGCUCCCUUCUCUCCCAUCCCUCGCUUCCCUCCUUCCCUCCCUUCCCUUCCUUCCCUCCCUUCUCUCCCUUCCCGCCCUUCUCUCCCCCCUUACCUUCUCUCCCUUUUCUCCCUUCCCUCUCAUCCCUCCAUGCAAUCUCCUGUCUCUCCUUUCUCUCCCGUCCCUCCCGUCCCUCCCGUCCCUCCCGUCCCUCCCGUCCCUCCCUUCCCGCCCUUCUCUCCCUUCAAUACCUUCGCUCCCUUCCCGCCCUUCUCUCCCUUCAAUACCUUCGCUCCCUUCCUGCCCUUCUCCUCCCCCCCACCGUAUCUCCGUUACCUUCCAUUUCAUCCCUACCCUUCCUCGUCUCUCCCUCCCGACAUCUCUCCUGCUUCUCCUUUCACUCCCUUUCAUCCCUUGCCUCCCUUGACUACCUUCCCUCCCUUCUCUCCUUUCGAUAGAAGUCUCUCCGUUCCCUCCUUUUCUCUCCCUUCUCUCCCGUGUCUCCCUUCCUCGCCCUUCACUCCCUUCCCUCCCUUCUCUCCCAUGUCUCCCUUCCUCUCCCUUCACUCCCUUCCCUCCCUUCUCUCCCUGCCCUCCCUUCCCUCCCUUCUCUCCCUGCCUUCCUGUCCCCCAUCCUUCCUUCCUUACGCACUCCUCCAGCCAUUCUCUCCUCUUGCAAUCCUCACUGCCAUCCUUCCCUUCCGCUAA